AUGGAGACUACCAGAGAGAAGCUAGAAGGGAGGCCAGAGAGAACAGGACACCCCGCACACAUCGAUAUCCAGCCAGCGACGACAAGGAGAAGCGGCACAGUAGCGGACAUCAAGCAAGAACAAGAGCUUCAGCACAUCGGAACACUUGAACGAAAACUGAAGUCGCGGCAUGUUCAGUUUCUGGCUCUAUCGGGAGCCAUCGGCACUGGGCUUUUCGUCGGCAGCGGCCAAGUUCUGUCGCUGGCCGGGCCGUUGUCCGCCUUCAUCUGCUAUGCGGUAACCGGGCUCAACCUCUACUGCGUGAUCAACUGCCUCGGUGAGAUGGCUGCAUGGCUUCCGAUUCCGGGAGCUGUGCCAAUCUUUGCUGCGCGGUAUCAAUUCGCCAUCGGUGUCCCGAUCGAAGUCACCGUCUCGGUGGUCAUCCUCGACUAUUGGGACCACGCCAUCCCACAAGCCGCUCUCAUCACCAUCUUCUUUGCAGCGAUGGUCCUCGUAAAUUGUCUUCCGGUCCGCAUUUAUGGCGAAGCAGAGUUCUUCUUCGGCGCCAUCAAACUCACCACAAUCAUCGGCCUCAUCAUCCUAAUGUUCAUCAUCACCGUGGGUGGCGGGCCAAGUGGAGACGCCAUCGGCUUCCGCUACUGGCACGACCCCGGCCCUAUGAAUGAGUACCUCCGGCCCGGCGCCCUCGGUCGUUUCCUUGCCUUCUGGAAAGUCUUCAUCCAAGCUACUUUCUCUUACGGCGGCAGCGAAAUGGUCGUCGUCGCGUCUGGUGAGACUGAGAACCCACGCCGCAAUAUUCCAAAGGCAAUUCGCCGCGUCUUUUGGCGCAUCGCGAUAUUCUAUGUCUUCGCCAUCUUCCUCGUCGGGCUGUGCGUCUCUUCAGGGGACCCUAACCUGCUCAACGCAAUCAGCAGCAGCAGUCCCGGCGCCGCGCAGAGCCCCUUUGUCAUCGCUAUCAGCAACGCCGGCAUCGGAACGCUGCCCUCCAUCAUCAACGGCGCGAUCCUCAGCAGUGCCUGGAGCGCCGGCAACAGCUUCUUCUACGCCUCCACGCGGGUCCUCUACGCUGCUGCACUCGAUGGCAAGGCGCCUGCGAUCCUUAAGUGGGAGCGCUUCGGCGUACCGUACGCCUGCGUCGCUGCUACAUCGGCGCUGGGGUGCUUGGUCUACCUCAACGUGAACAAUCGCGCCGCCGAGGUGUUUUUCUGGAUCAGCAACCUCAGCGCCGUGAGCACGCUGAUUGUGUGGGCUAGCGUGUGCUAUACCUACAUACGGUUCUACCAGUGCCUGCGACAUAAUGGUAUCGAUCGCGAUACGUUGCCGUACAAGGCCCCGAUGCAGCCGUUUCUUGCGUACUUUGCUAUUGUUUUCUGUCUCGUCGUUGCGUUCUUCAACGGGUUUGAUGCGUUUUUCCCAGGGCGGUUCAGUGCCAAGACGUUUUUGCCGCCGUACAUCGACAUUCCAAUCUUCCUGUCACUUUUUCUAGGCUACAAGUUUGUCAAGAAGACCAAGUUCGUAAAAAUUUCCGAGAUGGAUAUCUGGUCGGGCAAGGCGGAGAUUGAUCGGCUUGAGCCGACGUGGCCGGUGGUGAAGCCUCGCAACUGGUUGGAACGGAUUUGGUUUUGGAUCGCGUGA
Molecule: messenger RNA, 1635 nt
Organism: Colletotrichum lupini
Lineage: Eukaryota; Fungi; Ascomycota; Sordariomycetes; Glomerellales; Glomerellaceae
Product: amino acid permease
Exons: 2
Coding region: 1-1635 (544 amino acids)
Biological process (GO): amino acid transmembrane transport
Cellular component (GO): membrane
Molecular function (GO): amino acid transmembrane transporter activity
Source: RefSeq, a predicted model, not a curated record